Molecule: messenger RNA, 416 nt
Organism: Myxozyma melibiosi
Lineage: Eukaryota; Fungi; Ascomycota; Lipomycetes; Lipomycetales; Lipomycetaceae
Product: short-chain dehydrogenase/reductase SDR
Exons: 2
Molecular function (GO): oxidoreductase activity
Source: RefSeq, a predicted model, not a curated record
CUGGGGGAGCGAUAGUCAAUGUCGCAAGCACCUCUGGUCUGCGCGGGUUUCCGAAUAACUCUGCAUAUUCGUCCAGCAAGUUUGGGGUCAUUGGCUUGACAUUGUCUGCAGCUGGUGAGUAUGGAACUGAGGGUAUUCGAAUCAACGCAAUCUUACCAGGACCAAUCGAUACGCCGAUUAUUCGAGACGGAGAAAAGAAGGGACUCUUUGACGCAGCUUCCAUAUACAACAGUACUCUCAUGAAGCGCCUUGGUGAUGUGGACGAGGUUGCUAAAGUUUUAUGCUUCAUGUUAAGUGACGAUGCAUCUUAUGUCACCGGAGGUAAGAUUCCCGCCCAGUUCCUUGGUAGCAGCCGACGACUAAAUCAUCAUAAUAUAGCUCAGUGGACUGUAGACGGCGGCUACAGCGCGUGUUAG